This is a messenger RNA of Rubroshorea leprosula, 882 nucleotides long. The record is from the annotation of a GenBank genome assembly. NCBI's taxonomy places the organism in Eukaryota, Viridiplantae, Streptophyta, Magnoliopsida, Malvales, Dipterocarpaceae.
GCCUUACUCCUUACGAAGCUGAAUACGUCGUGAGAGAAGUUCACGAAAGAGUAUGUGGCACGCACAUCGGCGACAAAACUUUAGCUCGGAAACUCCUGAGGCAUGGGUAUUACUGGCCCACCAUGGUCGAGGACGCGCAGAGCUAUGUCAGAAAUGUCCGACCUGCCAGUUCAAUGCUGAUGAUAUACACAUGCCAGGGGAAAUGCUAUUGUCUCUCACGUCUCCCUGGCCCUUUGCUCAAUGGGGUGUCGACCUGCUCGGCCCUUUUAUCAAAGGCAAAGGAGGAUGCACUUUCUUGGUCGUUGCAGUGGAUUACUUCACUAAGUGGAUAGAAGCUAAACCGCUGUCCACGACAACAAAAAGGAAAAUAGAAGAAUUCUUGUUCAAUUCAAUAUUGUGCAGGUUCGGCGUACCUAAGCGGAUCAUCGCCGACAAUGGGCCGCAGUUCCAAGUAGCAGCACUAAGAUCGUUUUGUAACGAUUAUGGCAUUGAGCUCGCCUUGACGUCCGUGUAUACUCCACAGUCCAACGGACAAGCCGAGUCUGCCAAUAAAAUCAUCUUGCGAGGCCACAAGACGCGCGUUUUGGCUGCACAUUCUAGUUGGGUUGACGAGCUCAACAAAGUGCUUUGUUCAUGUCGUACUACUCCCAGCUCGGCCACGGGUGAAACCCCCUUUAACCUGGCCUAUGGAGCUGAGGCCGUCAUCCCGGUAGAGGUGGGAUUGCCAUCUGAUCAAGCAAGCUAGCAUGACGAUCUCAACAAUGAGCAACUGUUGAGAGAAAACCUAGACUUCGUGGAAGUGGUCAAGGAGAUGUCUAGAAUAAGAAACAUGGCGCAUCAAAGUCGUGUUGCAAAGUUUUACAAUAAAAGAGUUCGAGCUCG